GUCGAUCAGGCAGCGUCAAAUCAUCGCCGACCAUGGCGGAAUGUGGUCGAGUUGAUAGUAGCACAAGUAGUCACACCAUGGAUAAAAGCAUCACCCUUCCGCCCGACGAGAUAUUCCGCAAUUUGGAAAACGCCAAACGGUUCGCAAUAGACAUAGGUGGGUCGCUAACAAAGCUUGCGUACUACUCAACUGUUCAGCACAAAGUAGCUAAAGUGCGAUCUUUCGACCACUCUACUAAGGAGGCUCCCAGUGACAAGCUUUAUGAAAUAUCAGUGCAGGAAGAGGUCACUGCACGCCUGCACUUUAUCAAGUUUGAGAAUGCUUACAUUGAAACGUGCUUGGACUUCAUCAAAGACCACCUGGUCAACACAGAAACCAAAGUUAUCAAAGCCACAGGUGGAGGUGCACACAAGUUCAAGGAGCUUAUCGAGAGGAAACUGGGACUCAAAGUGGACAAAGAGGAUGAGAUGACCUGCCUCAUCAAGGGCUGUAACUUUGUGCUGAGGAACAUUCCCCAUGAGGCUUUCGUGUAUGCCAAACAUGCAGACUCAGAGUUCCGCUUUCAGACAACUCAUCCAGACAUCUUCCCCUACCUCCUUGUAAAUAUUGGCUCUGGAGUGUCAAUAGUCAAGGUGGAAUCAGAGGAUAAGUUUGAGCGAAUAGGAGGAAGCUCAAUAGGUGGAGGGACGUUCUGGGGCCUCGGAGCCUUGCUCACCAAAACGAAGAGGUUUGACGAGUUAUUACAACUGGCCUCCAAAGGGCAGCACACAAGUGUUGAUAUGCUUGUCAAAGAUAUCUAUGGAGGGUCCUACGGGUCCUUAGGCUUGACUGGGGAUCUUAUUGCGAGCAGUUUUGGCAAGUCUGCAACUGCUGACAAAGAGUUUUCUAAGGAAGACAUGGCAAAGAGUUUACUCCACAUGAUUAGUAACGACAUUGGGCAGCUGGCCUGUCUUUAUGCCAAACUCCACAACCUGUCCAGGGUCUAUUUUGGAGGCUUCUUCAUCAGAGGACACCCUGUCACCAUGCACACCAUCACCUACAGCAUUAACUUCUUCACAAAGGGUGAAGUUCAGGCCCUGUUCCUCAGGCAUGAAGGUUAUCUGGGAGCAAUAGGAGCAUUUCUUAAAGGAGCAGAGGAAGACAAUCCAAACCAGUACAGUUGGGGUGAGAAUUAUGCUGGAAGUUCCGGUUUGAUGAGCGUUUCUCCAGACAUGUACCCUAUGCAGCGCGCGCGCAGUGGAACGUUUGACAUGUUGGAGAUGGACCGUCUGGAGAGACAGCUGGUGAAUCUGCCUCUACUGCAGGACCCAUCCUCUUACAUCCCUGACACGGUGGACCUAACAGAGGAUGCUCAGGCCCGCGAGUACUGGCUUUACUGUUUCGAAGAGGCCCUGGACGGGGUGGUUAAAAGAGCUGUGGCGAGCCAGCCUGACUUGCCAGAGGCGGCAGAGCGAGCUGAGAAGUUCCGCCAGAAGUACAGACACAAGCUCCAGACCCUCCGCUACCAGCCUUUUGCUUACGGGUCUCUCACUGUCAGAAGUCUGUUGGACACGAGGGAACACUGUUUAAACGAGUUCAACUUUCCUGAUCCCUACUCUAAGGUUAAACAGAGGGAGAACGACAUGGCUCUGAAGUACUACCAGAAGGCGGUGAACUCCUUGGAGAAGUUGAGCUGGGAGGAGAGACAGUUUGCCCUGGUCAGGGGCGUCCUGGCUGGGAAUGUGUUCGACUGGGGAGCCAAGGCCGUGUCAGAUGUUCUAGAAUCUGAUCCUGAGUUUGGCUUUGAGGAGGCUAAAAAACAGUUGGAAGAGCGGCCGUGGCUUAUUGAUUCGUACGACCAGUGGCUGGAGAGACUAAAGGGUCCUCCUCAUAGGUGUGCCUUGUUUUUCGUAGACAAUAGUGGCAUGGACAUCAUUCUAGGCGUGAUGCCUUUUGUCAGAGAGCUUCUCUCCAGAGGAACCGAGGUUGUGUUGGCCAGCAACUCUGGUCCUGCUUUAAAUGAUGUAACCAAUGGCGAACUGCAAAUAUUGACUGAAAGAAUCGCUGCUAUGGAUCCAGUGAUUCAGGCUGGUCUGAAGGAGGACAGGCUGACAUUGGUACAGAGUGGCUCCAGUUCUCCCUGCCUGGAUCUCAGCCGCCUGGACAAAGUCCUGGCGAUGGUCGUGCGGGAGCGUAAGACCGACUUGGUGAUAAUCGAGGGAAUGGGCCGAGCCAUUCACACCAACUACUACGCCAUGCUGAGGUGCGAGAGCCUCAAGAUGGCCGUCAUCAAGAACUCGUGGUUGGCCGACCGGCUGGGAGGGAAGCUGUUCAGCGUGGUCUUCAAAUACGAGCUGCCGGCCGCGAAGGCCGACCAGGACUCUGCGGUGCUGCCGCCCGUAUGAGCCCAGCAGAGCUCGCGUUUCAGGACGGAACGCCGAGGCCGAGCGAGCGGGUCGCCCGCAGCGCUGAAUGUAAGGAUGGAGGUCGUAUACUGCCACCGAAGGAGCGAAGAUUGUCAAAUUAGGCUGUUUUCAAAGUGGUCACAACAGUUCACACUCGUGCUAGUUUCAUUAAGACGUUAAGGGUUGCUUUCUUGCAGGGCUCUAUCCAAUCAUGUAGAUUACUGCCUAUUGAUUACUUGGCAAACGGAGCUUAAUCACUGGCUGUGGCAUCACCUGUGUUUAGGAAAAUGACUCACAAGCAGAACAUUUUAUCACAACGUGCAUCACAACACAGGAGAACAAGCACCGGAUCCUCUGGCCUGUGGAUGGCGCUGCCAUGGUUCUGUCCGUGCGCUGAAGCCCACAGCUUCUUACACUUUGUGUAAAAAGUGUGUUAAUGUGCCUUAAAGCAUCUUCCUCUCAGACCUUGUUUAGUUCCUGUAGGCGACGGUAUCACACAGGUAGCGUUUGCUUCCACACGUUGUGUAGUUUUUCACUGCCAGUAAACGAGAAUGAGGAAAAAUCAGUCCCUAUCACUUGAGUAGCUGUUGAAGUGGCAUCAGGGAAAAUGUUUGAAUGGGAGAAGCGGAGGGCGCUUGGCCGUGUUCCUCCACAAGGUGGCAGUGUUCUACUGUGUUUUUUUUUUAUUUAACUUCUCAACUCUCUCCUAAGGUGCUGGGUGUCGAAAUUAUCGCUGCAUAUUUCAGAAUAAAUAUUCCACCUCCGCUCGGGAGCAUCAAGUAAAAUUGUCACUGAGCUGGUCGCGCAAUCACUUCGUACACUCACUGUUAAUAACAGGCAUGUACAAGCACACACAAUAAUCCAUCCAUGAAUCACAAAUGCAGUCGUUUGAGGCAGUAACCCUGCAGCACGUAGUUGUAACAAACAUCUGUGCGAGUGUCCAACUGCGUUGGUUACAUCAGUGUAAGACUGAAAGUCACGGAUUUCAACGUGAGCUACAGUCUGUUGACUUGCAGCUCACAUUGCAAUAUUUUAUGUCAUUUGUACAUAAGUGAUACACAGUGUGUGUGUGUGUAUAUAUAAAUAUAUCUAUAAAUGAAAUAAAAUCCAUCAGAAUAACUGCAUUUAUGUGCAACAAGCACAAUUUUGUGUAUUAUUCUCCUGACAAUCAGUUUUAAUUAAAUGGUGAAAUCCUU
This is a messenger RNA of Betta splendens (Siamese fighting fish), 3580 nucleotides long. It is a transcript of the gene pank4, whose product is annotated as pantothenate kinase 4 (inactive). The transcript has 19 exons. Gene Ontology annotation, cellular component: nucleus; cytosol. The record is from RefSeq and is a predicted model, not a curated record. Gene Ontology annotation, molecular function: pantothenate kinase activity; ATP binding. NCBI's taxonomy places the organism in Eukaryota, Metazoa, Chordata, Actinopteri, Anabantiformes, Osphronemidae. The coding region runs from base 33 to 2384 and encodes 783 amino acids. Gene Ontology annotation, biological process: coenzyme A biosynthetic process.